Molecule: messenger RNA, 1590 nt
Organism: Sardina pilchardus (European sardine)
Lineage: Eukaryota; Metazoa; Chordata; Actinopteri; Clupeiformes; Clupeidae
Gene: cmbl
Product: carboxymethylenebutenolidase homolog (Pseudomonas)
Exons: 6
Coding region: 138-875 (245 amino acids)
Molecular function (GO): hydrolase activity
Source: RefSeq, a predicted model, not a curated record
GGGCGUCAACCUUGAUGAUUUACAGCAGCGAAGUCCAAAAGAGGCAUGUUCCUCGCUUUCAUUCAGCCAGUAACCAACCCGAGAGGCAGCUACUGCUUACAUCGAGAAGUGAAACAGCAUCUAAGUCGAAGUGAGAGAUGGCAAACGAAGCAAAGCCAUGUCCAUGCGACAUUGGAGACCGGAUGGAAUACGGGGGACUGGGUCAGGAGAUACAGAUUGAGCAUGUGAAGGCCUAUGUUGUAAAACCAGCUGUCAACACAGACAAGGCGGUGAUUGUGAUUCAGGAUAUCUUUGGAUGGCAACUACCCAACACAAGAUACAUGGCUGACAUGCUCUCCACCAAUGGAUAUAUAGCCAUUGUCCCAGACUUCUUUUUGGGUAAAGAGCCUUGGAGUCCAUCUCAUGACUGGUCAAAGUUUCAGGAAUGGCUGGAGGAUAAAAAGCCAACAAACAUCAACAAAGAAGUUGAAGCAGUGAUGAAAUACCUGAAGGAGAAAUGUGGAGCAACCAGGAUUGGAUCAGUAGGCUUCUGCUGGGGAGGUGUGGCUACACAUUACUUGGCUCUGCAGUACCCCGACAUCCGGGCUGGAGUAUCUGUCUAUGGAAUCGUCCGAGAAAGAGAGGACCGAUACCAGUUGAAGAGUCCCACUCUUUUCAUUUUCGCUGAGAAUGAUGCGGUCAUCCCACUUGAUCAGGUGAAGGUGUUAGAGGAACUCUUGCAAGAGAAGUGCAAAGUUAAUUUCCAGGUGAAGAUUUUCCCUGGACAGACGCAUGGAUUUGUGCAUCGCAAGAGAGAGGACAUCAACCCAGCUGACAAACCAUUCAUUCAGGAGGCUAGAACAGACAUGUUAAACUGGCUGAAAAAGUACAUGUAGAACUGCACUACAAGUAAAAGUUAACCACAAGACCAAGUUAGCAUUGAAUGCAUUACAAAUGUAUAGUUGAUGCAUACAUAGGACCAAAUGCUGUGUUCUAAAGUGCUAGUCUAAAUGACUAAAUAUUAUGCCAAAUCCUUAGUGUCUUCUCUACCUUUAGUGGUAGUCAUAUGCAAUUGUAUGUUGUCCAUCAUAAUUAUUCCAAUGUUCAAUAGGCAUUAAGUUGAUAAUUACAUUAACGUACGCAUGAUAGUUAGAAACCAAUAAGAAUUCAGACGUACAAAACGUGACAGAUGAAGACUUUAAUGACUUCGGUCCCACUACAGUUGUUAAGAGCAACGUAUCAAAGGAUAAAUAACAUACUGAAAGACUGGACACAUUUCUCCCGAUACAAGUGCACAAGGUGAUUCACUACACAUCUUUGUGAGAAAGCGCUCAAUCCUCAGACUCGCCCGGGCUUCUGAUGUCAUCGAUCUUCAGGAUCAUCUUCACCACCUGGGUUGCCAGGGAGAUCUGCUGCUUCUUGCCAAUCAGUGUCUCGAUCACAUGCUGCUGCUUCAUGUCUGAGAAAAACAAUGAGGUGGCACAUGUAAAAACUAUACAUUUAAAGCAAUAAGAAUGCAUAUUAAACUGCAUGGCAGCUCUUUAAAUGUCAUUGAAAUCAAACGGCUACUAAAAAUUUACAUAUUGCCAAUAAACUGACAAAUUCCAUAAA